This is a messenger RNA of Elaeis guineensis (African oil palm), 1561 nucleotides long. Its product is annotated as growth-regulating factor 12. Gene Ontology annotation, molecular function: ATP binding. The record is from RefSeq and is a predicted model, not a curated record. Lineage: Eukaryota; Viridiplantae; Streptophyta; Magnoliopsida; Arecales; Arecaceae. Gene Ontology annotation, biological process: developmental process; regulation of DNA-templated transcription; DNA-templated transcription. Gene Ontology annotation, cellular component: nucleus.
UCCACGCCAUAUCUGACAACCAUCCAUCCCCACAAAUCUCAGACGAGCCCCUCUCGGGUCUUGUCACCAAAAGCGAUUCUGGUUUUGGGCCGAGAAGAAGUAUUUUUGGCUUUGGAUUUUCGGAGUAGAGAAGAGUAGGGAAGAGAGGAAGCAGCGGAUCGGAUACUUCCUCUCUGAGUGACGCGCUCCUGAGAUUCUCUCUUUCUCUCUGCUCUCCGAUCUGAGCGUCUCAGCUGGGUCUGCCUUGUCAUCUUAAAACCAUCCCUUUUAGCGCGUGUAGAUGUUCAGAGAAUGGCCGAGGAGCAGAACCCACCACCAACCCAAGAACAGCAACAACACCACCAACAGCAGCAGAGCCCACUCCCACCGUCCUCCAAAGUCCCUCGCCUUUCAUCAGAUGCCUCAGAGUUGGUAACGAUGGCGGCUCCGUCGCCGCUGGUGCUGGGGCUGGGAUUGGGGUUGGGGGUUGGGGGUGGUUACAGCAGGCCGGCCUUCACGUUUCUGCAGCUGCAAGAGCUGGAGCACCAGGCGCUCAUCUACAAGUACAUGGUGGCGGGCGUCCCUGUCCCUCUCCACCUCGUCCUCCCCAUCUGGAAGAGCGUCGCCGCCGCCUCCUACGGCCCCCACCACUACCCUUCUUUCAUGGGGUACGGUAGCUUGUGCUUGGACUACAGGAAUAGCAUGGAACCGGAGCCCGGGCGUUGCCGGAGAACCGACGGUAAGAAGUGGCGGUGCUCCCGGGACGUCGUCCCCGACCAGAAGUACUGCGAGCGCCACAUGCACCGUGGCCGCAACCGUUCAAGAAAGCCUGUGGAAGCAGGAUCUGGUGCAACAAGCGCCCCCGCCUCCGCCACCUCCACGGCCACGGCCACGGUCACCGCCAUCACCACGGCUGCCGCCGCCACCCUCCAAGUCGAAGCCAACAAUAAUAUUAAUCGUAACACCGCAACCCAUCUCUCUAUUGCCAUCCCAUCUGGCGGUGGUCUCCAGCUGAUGCCCACCACCAACUCCAGCAGCAGCAGCGGCGGCGGCAGCACCAAUGUGUCGCCUCCAAGGCUUGGCUUCUCGCCCACCAGCGUCCUACAGUGCGGCACCGCUUGUAAAACCGGACCUUCUUGAGAGUUUAGACUCUCUCUGUCCCUCGUUUGUCUUUUUUUCUUUUUUUUUUUUGUAUCUUUAUCUUUUUUGUAUUUUGUCUAGAUGUGAGUGUUGGAGAACAUCAAGGUAUGCUGGUGUCUUUUGGGAGAGAACCCUACCCACCUCCCAUGAGCCUCUUCAUCUUUUGUUCUUUCUUUACUAUGCCAAAGAGUGGUGUGAAGUGAGUUCAAAAUGAGGUGGUGGGUUUAUUUUGAAGCUUCCAAUCUCUCUCUUAUCUUGCCUCAACUCAUUGAACUCAAUUAGCUAGCAGGCAAAUGUGGUGCAGCUUUUUCAUCGCGGCCUGAAUACGUAUGUCUGGUAAUAGGCGUGAAUACGUAUAUGAUACCAAUGUGGUGUGGUGAAUGGCAGAGUAAACAAACAGGUGGAAUGAUUAUUGGGGCAUCGUUGUCGUUUAUGAGUUUAA